CUUUUGAGACAGUGCCCUGGUAUAAUGCGACGACUGCCUAUGUUUCCUCUGGUGUAAGGGUGCGGCUUGUUAUCCUCAGACCACAACUCUCGCGACUUUUCUAGCACAUUAGGCAUCGACUGAUGUCCCUUAGUGAAGGCGCUUGCCAACUUCUUGCUGACUCUUGAUUCACAUGGGCACAUCCAGGGACCUUCUUGACCAUUACUUCAUGGACAAAGAUCAGAGUGAAUAAUGGUCUGGCCCGCUUCGAACUGGCCAGUACAUUGUAGCAUUCAGCCUCAGCCUCACUCGGGAGAUUCUGUUCAUCUGCAAUACAGCAUACUAUAAUUUCCACUCCUCAGGUGGUUAUAAAUGAUCCUCGUCUUUGAUAAAUCGGAAACUAAAUUGGCUCACAAAUCUCAACUCGAACAUCAUGACUCGGAAGGCCUUCAUAGCUGAUGUCGCCGCGGCGAGUAACACCACUAUUGACGAUAUUGAACGUGUACAAAUCGGAGAUGAAGGAGAAGACUUCACCUUCGCUUUCACAACUGGAUCAGGUGAUUCAGUGCUGAUCCAGGCCCUCGCAACCGAUACCUCCGCAUAUCCAAAAGGCAAUACCUAUUUUCUUGGUGUCGACUCCGUCUCAGCCCCACCAGCUUUUGAAAGGGAACUUCAGAGCAUCCAGGGUUCUUUACUCGGCCUCACAGUUCAAGGUCUUCUGGAAAAGACUGCGGCAACUCUACGCUCUUUGGCAACCGGCUCAGAAGAAGAUCCGCUAUGUAUAGACGAUGACGAUGUUAUUAUGGGCGGCUCGUUCCAAGAUGAUCAGGCCACUCACCCCGGCUAUGGCGGCCAAGAAGAUGUCGAAGAUGACGGGGACGAUGACGAUGAUAACGACUGGUCUCCAGGCUCCCCAUUUAGUGAUAUUUUCAUGUCAUCCACCAAAGUCACAUUGGAUCCGUCAAUAUUAAGAGCUAUUCAGGGGAAGAUAAGACAAGACGUAACACGUGCGAAAUUGGCGGGAUUCAGGAUUGGAAUUUUGGCUGGGAUGAGAGCUGACUCUACAGACAGCAUCCUAAGUAUGUCCAUUAAAGUUGCACAUCUUGGACUCUCAGAGCAGGCUAUUGAGGCUUGGGAUUUACAGCCACAUCAGUACAUCGUUCUGCUCAUUCACUACGCAGGGCCAUAUGUGACGUUCCAGAAAGUCAUGGACAUCGCCGUCCGUCAGCUUCAGAUUGAGUUUCGAAUUGGGGUCUGCAAUCAUUAUAAACCCUGCUUAUCGGACGCUGUGGCUGCGUUUUCAACCUCCAGGCUUCAAGCAUCUGAUAUUCUCUCAAAUACACUAGAGCUUGACGAGAAUCCAGAGGAGACUGAUGAUCGCAAGUUCCACGCCCUGUUUAUAUCCAGUCCGAUGAAUCAACUUCUAAGCGACCGCUUUCUAAGUCUGCUUAAAAUCCGGAAAAACGAUGGUCUUGGAUGGGAAGGGGCAAAACGUGCCUACAACAUGUACCAAUCACGGGCAACUAUGUCUUCGAGGGAGCCAGUUGACCAUUCCAUCACUGAAGAUAUCACCAAGGAAGAUCUUCCGCCCAUUGCCUCAAUCGACCAUCUUGAAGACUCUGAAGGCGAAAACUACUCGCUUCCUCUCAUCGCGAUGCAGUUUUGCCUGCGAUAUCUCAUUCGAUGCACCGAAUUCUGUUUGGUGUGUCACUCCAAAACUGAGGACAGCUUUGAGGCUCUGAAACCUUACGUUUGUUCUAACCCGCUUUGUCUAUACCAAUAUAUGGCAUUGGGCUUUGGCCCAUCGGUUGAGCAUUCUGUGGCAACCCAGCCAUACGUCGUCGAUCUCCUCGUCAGUUUUGCCUACGCCAGUACCCAUGCUCGAAGUAUGCGCAAGUAUCCUACAGGGAUGGGGUUGGUUGUGGCACAACCUGUUCCGAAUGCCAUUGUGCAAUUCACUGAGGGAGCACCAUCAACAUCACCCCCGAAAGAUCCGCCUAGUGGUGAAACCAAAGUACCCGGCAUCCAUGUCGUUUGUUUUAUUUUGGCAAAGAAAGAAGUUGUUAUGGAUGCCGAAGAUCCCUGCGAUGUAGUGGUGGGCGACUGGGUAGAAAUUACAACUCAGGAUGCAACUCAGGAGCCAGGAAGAAAUAUCUUCCAUUUCAGAGUUGCUUCAUAUACGCACCCUCACAUGCAUCUUAUCAAUCCCGGCUUGGAAUAUGAUAACACAAGCUCCGGGGGGAUAGUUAUGCCUCAGGUAAUCCAAGAAAACAACCUUGGAGGCGCGCCUUCCCGAAAUAGCACCGCCGCCUCACCCAAAGACCGUAUCCGGGUAAAGCUGGCCGCCUUUAAAAUGAAAUUUGACGACCUCACUGUUUCACAAAAAGAUGCAACGAUCUUAUCACUACUGAGGAAUAUGCCUUCUAUCAACGAUAUGAGAGCAUAUCUUCAGUCAACGAAGGUCUCUGGAGAACCCAGCUUUCGCAAUUGGGCCGAUAGAAUGUGUCCUGCUGCUCUGGGCCUACUUCGCUGGAUCGUUGCUUCGAACCUGUCAUGCAUCGUGCAGGUUGACAGAUAUCCUGGUCAGCCAGAAGCAGAUGCUUUGUUCAAUAAUGCCUCUCGCUUGGGACAAAAGGUUACGAAUCUGGAUGGGUGGGUUCAGUUCCGCUUUGCCCAGGGUGCCCCAGACAAAGAGCAAAAAUUCCACAAAGCCCUAUCACUUAAGAAGGGCAGCAUCAGCGAGGAGUUCCCCACGCUAUUUGCGUGGCACGGAAGUGCUGUUCACAACUGGCACAGCAUAAUUCGAAGUGGAUUGGACUUCAACCAGAUCGCUAACGGGAGGGCAUUUGGGAAUGGCUGUUACCAUUCCCAACACUUUCAGACAAGCUUGGGGUAUUGCAACGCUCGUGGCGGUGUCUUUCCUUGUGAUGCCGGAUUGAGGUACUGGCCUGGUUCCAAUCUCAAGAUCGCGCAGGCUAUAUGCCUGAACGAGAUAGUCAACGCCCCUCUGGAGUUUACUAGCAAUAAUCCCCAUCUGGUCGUACAACACGUCGAUUGGAUCCAGUGCAGAUAUCUCUUUGUGUUGUGCGGCGAAGUCGUAGGAGCUGCAGGCAAAGGCAAUAUGCCGAAUGGUCCCAUCGAUUCUAAAGCAGUUCAAUACAUCAAGCAGGAUCCCAUGAGAAGAGUCACUGGAGUCAAUGGACAAGUGCUUGGGAUCCCAAGAAGCGCCUUUCCCCCUUCACGAACAUUCUCAGUUGAGAAUGGAGGAAUCUGGGCCAAGAGGCCUGACCCGCCUGGGAACCAAAAGAAGAAACAAAAGCAUCGGUCUUUGGCUAAUAUCUUUUUCAAGAAUCCGGCAGGUGACGAUUCGGAUCUUACUGAUGAUUCGGAUCUUGAUGAUAUCAAUUUCUUAAUAGAUGACGAAGAGAGCAAUUCCGUAGUCAAGGCGAAUGCUGGCCCCCAAACCGACUUUAUCCCGGGAUCUCUCGACAGGUCGACAAUCACCCUCCUUGGCUCUCCUUCCUACGCUACCUCGACCGCAACCAACAUGUUAGCUCGUGAUCUUCAAGUUCUUCUCAAAGUCCAAUCCGCAACACCACUCCACGAGCUCGGCUGGUAUAUCGAUGGGGACGCCAUCGACAACAUGUAUCAAUGGAUCGUUGAACUCCACUCCUUCGACUCGAAACUACCUCUCGCCAUGGAGAUGAAGGAUGCAAACAUAUCAUCGAUCGUCUUGGAGAUGCGAUUUGGAAAGAACUAUCCGAUGUCACCCCCGUUCGUACGUGUCAUCCGCCCACGAUUCUUGCCAUUUAUGGCUGGCGGUGGAGGACAUGUGACGGCCGGGGGAGCAUUGUGUAUGGAGCUGCUCACAAACUCGGGGUGGUCGGCUGUUUCUUCGAUCGAGAGCGUCUUGUUACAAGUACGCAUGGCAAUCUCAAGCACAGAUCCGAAACCAGCGAGGCUUACUAGGGGGGGGCGUGAGGAUUAUGGCGUUGGGGAAGCUAUUGAUGCAUACUUGAGAGCAUGUAGAGCGCAUGGCUGGGAGGCGAGUAAUAUGGACGACUUCAAGAGCGGGGUUGCUUCCAGCUCUUAACGAAAUUUGAUGAGAGGAGUUACUUGGUUAGCUUUAUGAAUCAGGAAUAGAUAAGAACCAUGCAAAUAAAUAUAAUUAUUAUUGCG
Molecule: messenger RNA, 4158 nt
Organism: Pseudogymnoascus destructans
Lineage: Eukaryota; Fungi; Ascomycota; Leotiomycetes; Thelebolales; Thelebolaceae
Exons: 3
Coding region: 413-4072 (1219 amino acids)
Molecular function (GO): NAD+ poly-ADP-ribosyltransferase activity
Source: RefSeq, a predicted model, not a curated record